UAUAUAAGUACGCGCGCGGUGUCGGGCGAUGCUCAGAACAAGCAUUCCGCGCAGCGCGAGCGAGGACGCACGAGACAUAGAGAGAGAGAGAGAGAGAGAGAGAGAGAGAGAGAGAGAGAGAGAGAGACUGCACCAGCUCGCUCGCGCUGUUCCGCUUCAGGAUUUGUUGAAUAAAGUACACAAUGGUGUUUGGUGUUCCGUCUCGCGGACGUGUUGCUCGGUGGAAGACCGGAUUAACGCGCGCGCACUAGCCCAGUUUGAAUCUGUGAGUGGAUUAUAAAGGAAAACUUCUUUUCCUUUUUUUUUUUUUUUUUUUUUUUUUGUCUCUCUCCAACUCCUGGAAUUUGCCCACUGACCGGAUUUAAGCGUUGUCUCGCGCGCCGUCUCUGCUCCAGCCGCUCGCGGUAAGCAGGAGCGACAGAGGGAGGAAAAAGAGAACGAGAAAGAGAGAAGCUGUCCGUGUCAUGGCCUCUGGCCUGUGAUCGUCGCCGCGAGCUUCCUGCCCCGAGACGCACCGAACUGAUCAGGAUGAAGAGCGAGUUUGUGUCGUUUCCGCUGUGCGCCGUCACGCUGCUCACGCUGGCUCUGUCGCAGCACUGCGCCGCCAUCCGAUGGCUGGCUAUAUCCCAGACAGCGGAGCACAUUAAUAAGACGCAGCAGUGUAAGACGCUCCCCGGCCUGGUGUCGUCGCAGGCUCAGCUCUGCCGCACUAACCUGGAGCUCAUGCAGAUCAUCGUCCAAGCCGCACGUGAGGUCAAAAAGACGUGCCAGAAAACGUUCGCUGACAUGCGCUGGAACUGUUCCUCCAUCGACGCUCCCAAAUACCUCCCAGACCUGGAGAGAGGAACGAGGGAGUCUGCGUUUGUGUACGCUCUCUCCGCCGCCGCUAUCAGCCACACCAUUGCUCGAGCAUGCACCAGCGGAGAUUUGAAGCUGUGUACGUGCGGCCCGAUCCCAGGUGACGCUCUCGAGCCCGGGCACAGGUGGGGCGGCUGUGCCGACAACCUCCACUACGGCCUCGUCAUGGGAUCAAAGUUCUCAGACGCUCCCAUGAAGAUGAAGAAGAAAACCGGGUUACACCCAAACAAACUAAUGCACCUGCACAACAGCGAAGUGGGUCGACAGGCCUUAAAGGAUGCGCUGGUGAUGAAAUGCAAGUGUCACGGCGUCUCAGGCUCCUGCUCCAUCCGCACCUGUUGGCGAGGGCUACAGGAUCUGAAGGAAAUCGCUCAGGACCUGAAGACGAAGUACCUGUCAGCCACUAGAGUGAAGCACCAGCCUACAGGGACGCGCAAGCAGCUCGUCCCCAAAGACAUCGACGUGCGACCGGUGCGAGAGAACGAGCUGGUGUACCUGCAGAGCUCGCCCGACUUCUGCGCCAAGAACGACAAGAUGGGAUCCAUCGGCACUCAGGACAGGCAGUGCAACAAGACGUCGAGCGGGAGCGACAGCUGCGAUCUGAUGUGCUGCGGACGAGGCUACAACCCGUACACAGAGAAAGUGGUGGAGCGCUGCCACUGCAAGUACCACUGGUGCUGCUACGUCACCUGUAAGAAGUGUGAGAGGACUGUGGAGAGAUACGUGUGUAAAUGAGUCUCUCACACACACACAUACACACACGCUGACGAUCCGAGCUGGAAUUCUACCGCAUAUACAUCUAUAACACUUAUACAUUUCUGCAUUUGGGAGCUCUGAUUAUCCGUCUUUAACCAAAAGCACUAAGCUACAAAGAAAGCUGGCGUUUCUCCUAACGCUUUUUUUGUUUUUAUAUAUAUAUAUAUAUAUAUAUAUAUAUAUAUAUAUAUAUAUAUAUAUAUAUAUAUAUAUGUAUGUAUAUAUAUAUUUUUUUUUUCCCCCAAUGAUUUUUUUUUACAUUUUUGAUUUCGGUAUGAACUUUGACCAACCCAGAGACUGGACUAAUCUGCAUUUUCCAAAAAAAAAAUAAAAUAAAAAAAUCACGACUGGCCGUCCUUUUUUUUUUUUUUUUUUUUUUUUUUUUAAGGCAUAUCAUAUCUGGAGUUUUAUUCUAAUACGUGAAAUACUUUUUUUGUAUUAAUAUCAUAAAAAGCAAUGCAGUGACUGGACUAUUAUGCAACCAGCUGUCCUAAAGGGAACAGUGUCAUCCUUUUCUUUUUGUUAAAGCAUCUCUUAUAUAAAGAUAUCAAAAGUUUAUUUUCUUAUAUGAUAUUCUAAAGAAAAAGUUUUAUUUUGGGUUUCAGGAAUAAAUAUUGGAGAAAAACAACAACAACAACAACAACAAAAACAGCCCCGAGUUCAGAGAAUUUUUCACUUUCCAAACAUUUAUUUCAAUUUUUUAAAACCGGCCAUCCUUAAAGAGAACUCUGUAAUUAUUUUAAUACACAGCUUAUAUUUGAUAUUUUUUUCUUGUAUGAUACAGAGAAACAUCUUAUUUUAUUUGUAUUUUUUUUGGAAAUCAGAAAGCGAUCAGACUUUUUCGCUUUUUUCUUUUUUUUCCAAUGACCGACUGUCUAAAGAGAACUUUACUCAGUUUUUUAAAGCACAUCUUAUAUCUGGAUAUUAAAAGUUUAUUUUCUUAUACAAUACUUAAGGAGAAAUAUUCUUUGGUAUAAUUGCUGGGGGGAAAAAAUAAAACAACAACCCAGAGACUGUUUGGACUGUUUUACAUUUUCCUCACGGCCAGCUGUUAUGAGAAGAACUUGUCAUCUUUUUUUUUUUUUUUUUUUUUUUUUUUAAAUCUUGUAAAAUCAUAUCUUAUAUCUGGAUCUAGAGAGUUUAUUUUCCUGUACGAUCCUCGGCAUCGCUCGUAUUGGUGUCUUCUCGCUCGUCUGGAUCUCUCUUCUGGAAAUGGACACGCUUCGAGUGGAUUCCAGUUUCGAUUUCUGGGAAAUUAGCACGCUUUGGGGCACGGUGCUUUGUUUUUUAUUUGAUUUUUUGUAAGAAUGCUAGUGUUUAAUGGACGAAUAAGAAAGACGUGAACUUGUGAAAUGGCUUCUGUGUCUCGGCCCAGGAUAGUCCCCGAAUAUGAUUUUAAUGGGAGAAAGUAUCCACAUUUAUAUAUUUAUCCUCGGCAGGAUGGUCAGACUGUAUGUGUUUUAUUCCUAGAUUUUAAUCCAGAAAAAACUACACCAGCACCACAUCAUGAACCACUUAUCUGUGGAUGUACAUACUGUCCUUUUUGUAUGCUGAAUUCAAAAAAAAAAAAAAAAAAAAAGAAAUAUUUAUAGAGUAAUUAAAGAUUCUUUACCAGAA
Messenger RNA from Ictalurus punctatus (channel catfish), 3231 nucleotides. It is a transcript of the gene wnt11, whose product is annotated as wingless-type MMTV integration site family, member 11. Gene Ontology annotation, cellular component: extracellular region. The transcript has 6 exons. NCBI's taxonomy places the organism in Eukaryota, Metazoa, Chordata, Actinopteri, Siluriformes, Ictaluridae. The record is from RefSeq and is a predicted model, not a curated record. Gene Ontology annotation, biological process: cell fate commitment; multicellular organism development; neuron differentiation. Gene Ontology annotation, molecular function: cytokine activity; frizzled binding. The coding region runs from base 529 to 1593 and encodes 354 amino acids.